AUGCAAUCGAACAGUAUCAUUCGCUUUGCUGGCUUCAUGGCAUUGUUGUUUAGCGCUGCAUUUGGAGUCGUUACGUCGAACGACGAUCCAUGCAGGGGUGUCCAAAACGGUUACUUUGUGCGCGAUAAGAAUGACUGCAAGGGAUACUACUACUGCACCAACGAAGGUGCUAUUCGAAACGUGUGUCCGGACGAGUUUUACUUUAACGAGCUGGCGCAGACGUGCGACUAUCCGGAAAAAGUCAACUGCCACAUCUGCCAGCAACAGGCAGGCGUCCAAGUGUCGGCCCAUCCGCAACACUGCAAUCAGUUCAUCAUGUGCUCCGAGGGCUACUCGUCCGUGGGCCAGUGUGCCGAAGGAUAUCUAUUUGACGCCCUCCAACACGUCUGCAAUCCGAGCCGGCGAGUGAACUGCACUGCAAAUCGCUGUCCUGAGCAGGAUAACCCCAACCAGAUCGUCUACCUUCCGGGGGUGGAUAGUUGCGAGGAGUACUUCAUUUGUCAGUCUGGCAUGGCCGUACAGAAAUUUUGCGCACCAGGCCUGUACUGGGACAGCAUCAACGAGCGAUGUGAUUUCUCUCAAAACAUUUCCUGUACCCUUUGA
This is a messenger RNA of Anopheles nili, 603 nucleotides long. Its product is annotated as peritrophin-44-like. Gene Ontology annotation, molecular function: chitin binding. Gene Ontology annotation, cellular component: extracellular region. The record is from RefSeq and is a predicted model, not a curated record. The coding region runs from base 1 to 603 and encodes 200 amino acids. Lineage: Eukaryota; Metazoa; Arthropoda; Insecta; Diptera; Culicidae. The transcript has a single exon.